CCAGAAUAGAUGUCGCCCUCGUCAAGCCAUCACGGUGCGUACCGCUUCCUCCUAAAGGUCCCAUUUACGAACUUAGAUAAUCUGCCUUUGUCUAUCGAAGCGCCGCCAGACACCCCAAAUCAGCCCGCAAGAUGGGCCGCAUCGCGAAGUCUCAGGGCCUCGCGCCUCCCGCGAUAAGAAAAGACAUGCGCGCCAAACAAGCUCGCCACAUCGUCAACAAAGUCAUCCCAUCCAUCCUAGCCUCGAACCCAAGAGCUAGAAAGGGUGCCGAAGAGAGCGAAUUGAUCCUGGAUCCGGGGCCUGUCUCCAAUGCCGUCGAAGCAAGCGGCAAAGAGGACACGAGCACGGGAGGCGACGACGUGGCGUACAUCAAGAGAAAAGGCCAGGGACGGCGGAAAGCCAAGGGCGGAAAGGCCGAAGACGAGGAAGUCAUCGUAAGAACCGGGCACGAGAAAGGGAAGGGAAAGAAAAGAAACUAUUCGUUGAACGAUUCGCUCUCUCAUCUCUCCCUGAAGCCAACCUCGCUCCACCAUCAAAACGCAGAAGUGCCGCAGAGAACUAUCCGGAUCGUAGCCACUGACGCUCUGACCGCCGCCCACUUACUUCACACUAGUAGAAUAUCCCGCAAAGCACCCAACGUCUGCAUAUUAAACAUGGCCUCACCCCUGCGCCCCGGCGGCGGCGUUUUGGCAGGCGCCUCCUCGCAAGAAGAAUUUCUCUGCUCCCGCACCACACUGCUCCCAUCCCUCCAGGAAUCUUUCUACCGCCUCCCCGAGUAUGGCGGUAUAUACUCCCCCAACGUCCUCGUCUUCCGCUCGUCUCUCCCCCUAUCCCACGCCGAAUCCGACCUACCACCCUCCUCACGCUACUACAUUGACGUCAUCAGCGCCGGCAUGCUGCGCUUCCCCGAGCUCGAGGGCUCCGAGGGAGAAGAGAAGAGACUAAGCAAGAAAGACAGGGAACUGGUAGAAAAGAAAAUGCGAGCCGUCUUGCGUAUCGCGUCUUCAAAAGGCGUCAAGAAGAUAGUACUAGGUGCAUGGGGCUGCGGCGCCUACGGCAACCCAGUGCGUGACAUUGCGGAAGCGUGGAGGAGAGUAUUGGAAGGUGGGACGGCAGCGGGCGGGAAGAAGAGUAAGAAGAUGGAAGAGGAGACGUGGUCCACUAUCGAAUCCGUUGUCUUCGCCAUUAGCAAUGCGAAAAUGGCGCAUGACUUUGCGAAAAUGUUCGGUGGAGGGGCUGAAGUCGAGCCUGGGCCUGGUGGGCAGAACGAUGAGGACGAAGCGCAAGAAGAGGAUAAAGUGGUCGAGGAACUGCGGUCGAAAAUUGGCGAAAUGGAAAGUCAGCUGGAGAAAGUGUGGAACUCGGAUUUGAAGCAGAGGAUGAGCGUGAUAAUAGAGGGUCUGAGGGCGCAGCUGAGGGAGCGAGAAGGGGCGGGUGAUGACGGAGAUGAGGAAGAUGACGAGGAGGACGAGGGCGAGGAAGGAAAUGAGGCAGAAAGCGAGGAAGAAACCCCUCAAGUCAUGGGCAAGGAUGACGCCGAUGAACGCUCCGAUACUGAUGAAGAAGCUGAUCGUCGCGAUGAUAGCGGUGGCGAAGGGAGUCGACGUGGAGGACUCAAGCUGCCUCUUGCGCAGGUCCAUCACAUCAAGCCCAAGAGAUAAACGGCUUUGGAUCAUAUAUCCAUUCAUAUUCGCUUUUGAAAGAGCCUACCCAUGUAUCCGGUUCAGUCUCUCGCAUGCUAAGCUAUGCCAUGAAAAUGCACCACUCGCAACCAUGUCCGCUAUGUACGCCACUCAAAACGCAAACCGCCUUUAACCACACUU
Messenger RNA from Trematosphaeria pertusa, 1823 nucleotides. RefSeq lists its product as uncharacterized. The transcript has a single exon. NCBI's taxonomy places the organism in Eukaryota, Fungi, Ascomycota, Dothideomycetes, Pleosporales, Trematosphaeriaceae. The record is from RefSeq and is a predicted model, not a curated record. Bases 132 to 1661 code for a protein of 509 amino acids.